This is a messenger RNA of Cryptococcus deneoformans JEC21, 613 nucleotides long. Its product is annotated as cytosine deaminase, putative. NCBI's taxonomy places the organism in Eukaryota, Fungi, Basidiomycota, Tremellomycetes, Tremellales, Cryptococcaceae. The coding region runs from base 73 to 570 and encodes 165 amino acids. The record is from RefSeq and is a predicted model, not a curated record. Gene Ontology annotation, molecular function: diaminohydroxyphosphoribosylaminopyrimidine deaminase activity. The transcript has 4 exons.
UUUUCGUCAACUACUGUUCGUAUAAACUAUCCCUACACAUCUACAACAGAAACCACACUGGCCCAACAAACCAUGUCCCCCGUAGAAGGAUCACCAGCCAAGCCAGAGGACUAUCCUCACUUUAUGAGCGUUGCCCAUGAACAAGCCUUAAAGAGCCUUUCGGAGGGCGGUAUCCCCAUCGGCGCCGCUUUGGUCCACCUUCCUACCUCCCGUAUCAUCUCCCGCGGACACAACAACCGUGUCCAGCUCUCGUCCAACGUCCGACAUGGAGAGAUGGACUGUCUCGAAAACUUGGGACGGGUACCAGAAGGCUUGUUAAGCGAGUGUGCAAUGUUCACCACCUUGUCGCCUUGCAUCAUGUGCUCCGCAACUUGUAUCCUCUACAAAAUCCGUACCGUCGUUCUCGCCGAAAACGAAAAUUUUUUGGGCGGGGAACAACUCCUCCGUGAUAACGGCGCCAACGUUAUCAACCUCGAUUCUGAAGAGAUUAAAAACAUGAUGAAAAACUGGAUCAACAGUCCGCGGGGUAAAGUGUGGAAUGAGGAUAUCGGAGAGGUCACAGGAUCGUAAUACAGGAAGAAAAAAAAAAAAAAGAGUACAACAGAUUGAGUUU